Messenger RNA from Cebus imitator (Panamanian white-faced capuchin), 830 nucleotides. It is a transcript of the gene LCN6, whose product is annotated as lipocalin 6. NCBI's taxonomy places the organism in Eukaryota, Metazoa, Chordata, Mammalia, Primates, Cebidae. The record is from RefSeq and is a predicted model, not a curated record. The transcript has 7 exons. Bases 3 to 707 code for a protein of 234 amino acids. Gene Ontology annotation, molecular function: small molecule binding.
CAAUGGUAACUUUGCGGGAGGCAGGGCGGGUUCCUGGCGGUCAGUGCUGCCCAUGCGGAGGCGUUCAGAGCCAUGUAAAUGGGUCUCCAGGGCUUGGAGGGACUGCACAUCCUGGGCCUGUGGCGUGGUGUGGGCCUGGGAGGAUGGGCAGCCUGCUGCUGGCUGUGCUGCUGGCUUUGGCCUCCGUGCCCAGGGCUCAGGCUGUGUGGCUGGGGAGACUGGACCCUAAGCAGCUUCUUGGGCCCUGGUACGUGCUUGCGGUGGCCUCCCGGGAAAAGAGUUUUGCAGUGGAGAAGGACAUGAAGAACGUUGCGGGGGUGGUAGUGACCCUCACUCCAGAAAACAACCUGCGAAUGCUGUCCUCUGAGCAGGGGCUGGAGGGGUGCAGCCAGAGUGUCACGGAGCUGUUGAAGCGGAACUCCGGAUGGGUGUUUGAGAACCCCUCGGUAGGCGUGCUGGAGUUCCGGGUGCUGGGCACCAACUUCAGGGACUACGCCAUCGUCUUCACGCAGCUGGAGUUUGGGGACGAGCCCUUCAACACCGUUGCUUUCCCCUGCACUGCCCUGGCACCCCCAGGUCGGACGGAGACGGCUAGCCAGGAGGCCAUGGGGCUCUUCACCAAGUGGAGCAGGGGCCUGGGCUUCCCGUCACAGCAGCAGGCCCAGCUGCAGAAGGACCUCACCUGUGCUCGCAGGAUCCUCCCGUGAGCGCUGCGUUCCCAGCAGGGACAGUGCCCGCAGGGUCCUGUGACCCUGGCCAGGGUCCACCCACCUCCCUCAGCAGCCCCCAGGGCCCAGCUCCAGUUCAGAAUAAAGCGAUUCCACAGCAAA